AUGAACUUCAAGACCCCUCCCACGAUCCAGCAGCUGGCAAAACAAAGCCUGCUGAAAGAUGAAGCCUUGACAGUCUAUGCUCUAAAAGACAUGAAAGAGGAGCUCUUCCCACCACUCUUCAAGGAUGCAUUUAGCAGCAAACAACAUAACAUCCUGAGGCAGAUGGUGGCAGCCUGGCCCUUCCCAUGCCUUCCUGUGGGAGCUCUGAUGAAGACUCCUGACUUAGAGACCUUGAAGGCUAUGCUGGAUGGCCUGGAUUUGCUGAUGAGACAAAAAGUUCGACCCAGGAGGUGGAACCUACAAGUGCUUGAUUUACGAGAUGCCAACGAUAAUUUCUGGAAUGUGUGGGAUGGAAUAGAGGAUGGUGCCUGCCCUCCAGACUUUAGCGAGACACAAUUAUUGAGGAAUCAUCCCAUACAAUGGGGAACACAGGCUGUGACUGUGUGGAUAAACCUUUAUGUGAAUCCCAGGCAUACAAUUGAAUACAAUGAAUAUUUUUAUGAGUGGGCAAAGAAGAGAAAAGAUGUACAGGUGAACUGUCAGAAGGUGAUGUUUUUGCCCAACCCUUACUACAACCCCUGGCAUCUUCUGGAAAUAGUUGAGCCAAGUUCUAUCCAGGAAUUGGAAGUGUAUAAACACUUCAACCUGGACACUCUUGCAAUGAUAGCCUCUGACCUGGGCCAGAUGAGAAACCUUCAAAAAUUCCUUCUCAAUAAUGUCCACAUAUCUUUGGAACAGUCUGGAAAUAAAGACAUGGAAGACCGGUGUAUAAGAAUGAUCAUUCCCCAUUUCUCCAAACUCCACAAGCUCCAGCAUCUCUAUUUGAAUGACGUCUGCUUUGUGAAUGAACAUCUGGAUGAAGUGCUCAGGUGCUUAGAGAAUCCCUUAGAGACCCUUGCAAUCACUCGCUGCAAGCUGUCAGAAUCAGAUAUGAGGUGUCUGUCCCAGUGUCCAAGAGUCUAUCAGCUCAAACACCUGGAUCUGAGUGGCAUCGACUUUAUAAAUUUAAGUCAUGAAUUUCUAGGAAGACUUCUAAAACGACUGACAGCUACACUGCAGAAGCUAGAGUUGAAGGGCUGUAUGAUCACGGACUUCCAAAUCGAUGUCCUCCUGCCUGCUCUGAGCCAAUGCACCCAGCUCACUGAGGUUGAUUUUCAGAUGAACUUCUUAUCUAAGAACAGCCUGGAGAAGCUACUGCAGCACACUGCCAACCUGAGACAGCUGACCAAGGAAAUGUACUCUGCACCCUAUGAGGUCUAUGAUGAAUUAGGUAAUGUCCUCCCACAAAAAUUUGCACAAUAUUGUUCUGAGCUAAUGGUCACACUCAAUGUUAUACGUCAGCCAAAAGAGAUCUGCUUUGUGAGUAACAUUUGUGCAGGUUGUGGAGGACUCUGUGUCUACAACAUGGAGGCCACACUAUGUUUCUGUUGGCAACGAGAGUGGUCACUUCUGGACUCUGAGAAAGGAAAGCCAGAACUCAAGUGA
Messenger RNA from Apodemus sylvaticus (European woodmouse), 1485 nucleotides. RefSeq names its product PRAME family member 12-like. The coding region runs from base 1 to 1485 and encodes 494 amino acids. The transcript is spliced from 3 exons. The record is from RefSeq and is a predicted model, not a curated record. Gene Ontology annotation, cellular component: cytoplasm. Lineage: Eukaryota; Metazoa; Chordata; Mammalia; Rodentia; Muridae. Gene Ontology annotation, biological process: negative regulation of cell differentiation; positive regulation of cell population proliferation; negative regulation of apoptotic process.